CGACGUUGAAUUUGGACCAACUACUAAAAAUGCGGUUCGCUGGACCCGUAGAGGCCUCGUGUGCCAUUAGUCUGCUUGCUUCACCGCUUUCCAGGCGGAAGUCGUUGCGAGACACUUGAUUAGUAAUCGUUCUCCCUCGUACAACAGUUAUUCGCAGAUCGUCGUGCAGCGUGAAAUUAUCAUGAUGGAGGUGAGGAUGGGGUUUCGCGAGUGUUUUUUUCUUACUAGUUAGAUUCGUCUAUUGAGCCAAUUUCUUCUUUAUCUUCAGAAGUCCAUCAAGGUUCUAAACAUUUCCGCGAAAGUGACUGAUCGGGAUGUCAUUGACUUCUUCAAGUUCGCUGGAGACAUUUCUUCUGCAGUAUUCAAAACGGACGAGGCGUCAACGUACCCUUCAAAUCGAUUUGCAAUUUUAACUUUCAAGGACGGCCACGCAGUUGAGACUUCUCUGCUGCUGUCAGGAACACUGAUUGAAGACCAGCCCAUCCAUGUUUUACGUCUUUCAGACGAGGAUUAUCAUGAUUUUACCCCUCAAGAGGCCAUGGUGGAUAAGGCUCCCAGCCCAAGUCCACCAGAAACUACUCACAAGUCUGAAUCUGCCGUUGCGUCGCUGCUUGCCUCUGGUUAUAUGCUGAGCAAAGACGCAUUGGAGAAGGCGAGGGCGUUAGAUGAAAGGCAUGGCAUUAGCCAGACUGCCUCAACAAGUAUGGCGGCUGUGAAAGAGAAGACAACAGCUACUGCAGCUGCGCUUGACAAGAAGUUUAACAUCUCUGAAAAGAUCAGUGGUGCAUCUGCUUCUGUCAGCAGUACGUUCUCAUCUGUUGACGAGACAUAUCAUGUGACUUCCAAGGCGAAAGCCGCUGCAGCAGCAGCAGAGGCUACCUUGUCGCAUGCUGGACAGCAGGUGAUGAACAACCCAUACGUUGCAUCUGGAAGGGAUUGGAUGAUGGGGAUAUUUGAGCGUUUGAAGCAGCAGACGCUUGAGCAAGUGAAGAAAGCUGAAGGGUAACGCUCUUGAUGCUUUGUCUGUCCAGGGCUUUGUGUACAUAGUUGCAUCCAUGCAUUCAUUUCGUUCUUCAGAUCAGAGUAGGGUAAGAGCGUCUUGCUACGGCCUCUUCUCAGGCCAACCUCUUCCCAAACUCACGCGCAACAGUGCGACGUAAUCUGGCGCGAAAUUGACGAAAAACGGUGCAGUCUGGUUCCGUGCAGCGUGACGCGAAAUUGGGCUCGGCAUUGCCGAGAUUCAGGCGAGGGGGAAAGUCUGGGAAGAGGUUGGCCUGGAAAGAGUGUUAGAAACUUAGGAGUCUAGGUUCCUCAAGUUAGGACACAAGCUUAGCUAGGAAUGACGCCAUGGGAUGGUGGGAGGAAAGUAGAUCUAGGAACGUGAGCAGU
Molecule: messenger RNA, 1389 nt
Organism: Closterium sp. NIES-67
Lineage: Eukaryota; Viridiplantae; Streptophyta; Zygnematophyceae; Desmidiales; Closteriaceae
Source: the annotation of a GenBank genome assembly